Messenger RNA from Dreissena polymorpha, 7246 nucleotides. RefSeq names its product short transient receptor potential channel 4-associated protein-like. Gene Ontology annotation, biological process: ubiquitin-dependent protein catabolic process. The coding region runs from base 34 to 2331 and encodes 765 amino acids. Gene Ontology annotation, cellular component: Cul4A-RING E3 ubiquitin ligase complex. Gene Ontology annotation, molecular function: phosphatase binding. NCBI's taxonomy places the organism in Eukaryota, Metazoa, Mollusca, Bivalvia, Myida, Dreissenidae. The transcript is spliced from 24 exons. The record is from RefSeq and is a predicted model, not a curated record.
GUGCGCAGAAAAUUUCUAACCCGCUCAGAAAAAAUGUUCCGAAAGAAAACUCAGAUUGAACCUAGUAGAAAUUCUGUCUUUUGGUCGCACGAACAAUGGCAGUACACGGGUUCAUCAUACCAACGAUUAAGUCAGCUUCCAAAACACAUCCUGGAGCUGGUGGCAGAUGCCGAAGUAGCAAGUAUGGUUGUGGCCCUAGAUGAAAAUAGCCUUGACCCAGACUGUGAUAAGGAAAAGUUCUUCCAAGAUUUGAAGGUGAUAUUGGGUCGUUUAAUGAACUUUGAAUCGCGAAGAGGCCAGGAUGACGACAGUUCUGAUGAGGAACAAAAUAAAUACGCAGUCAGCUUGCAUAAGCACGGGGGUGUAGAGAUCCUAGUGCGAAUACUCAUGCAGCCAUCCCUGUUUCCACCCUUCACCAGUGGAAGAUCAGAAACUGAUACUGACCUCCGUAUAAAGGCCAUGGUUCUGGAAAUAUUGAUAAAGAUGACACCUACGACGGUUGGAGACCAGGUGACAAUGUGCAUAAUGGAUCAGGAGGACGUGUUGAGUUACAUGUUUACCCUGCUCGCCCAUCAGAAGACCUUCAUAAACGCCUGCCAACUUAUUGAGGAUAUGCUGCAGUCUAAGAAGAUACUCCUCGAUCUGAACAAAAUCAAAAAUAUUCAGACCCUUAUACAGUGUCUACAAGAUGAACAGUUGGCAAACUUCUGUAGAAUAUUGGCUGUGGCCAUCUCAGAUCUUGAUAUAUACGACAACAAAUCAUCAUUAUUUGCUCAAAACAAACAAAAAAGAAGUAAAGGUUUUAUAAACGUUCGUGAUAUUAAUCAAGAAUUGCUUCUUAGUAUACCAGAACUUCUUCCAAGACUUGUGAACCUGGCUGUGUCCAAACAAUACACGCCCCGAUACCCAGGCAUGCAGAGUGAGCUGGACUGCUGGAUGGAGUGGAUAGAGAACCAGAUGGCAGAGGAGCAGUGUGACAACCCUGUGGAGGACGAGAUGGACAUGUUUGUGGGCGGUAUUACAGCCCCAACCACUGCAGGCAGUCCCAUGCAGCUACAACAGGGCCUCAAGAUUACAGAGGAGUUGGUACAGCGUGUGGAGGUGGUGUACGUCCUUGGACUGUUCCUGCUGGGGAAACACAGGAAGAAAGUACAGAGGAAGCUUGCAGAGCUGAAGCUGGCCCCUGGGCUUAGUGAUCUGUUUGAUCAGUUUAUAUGGAAGUGCCAAGUAGGACGAUACAGCAGUCGUCACAGAAUGCGAGGUCACAACGCUGCUUGUGAAUGCAGUCCUGAAGUGGCCUUGAAGAUUCAGUUCCUAAGAUUAGUUCAUAGUUUCUGUGAUCAUUCUGACUAUAAACAUUUACUGUUAUCCAAGUCAGAAUUAAAUGAGGUGAAAAGAAUAAAUGCCAAAGCUGGGACUUUGCAACUUCCAAAUCUGGACAAUGUGAACAAAGUGUUAAUGUGCCGUGGAAGCAAAGGACUCCUCACAAAGAUUGUAGAUGUCAUGAAAAAGGAACCAACCACCUCAACAUUUAGGUUCUGGUUAGCACGUGCCAUAGAAAGCUACCUGCGAGGUAGCACGUCCUACUGUGAUCAAGUCUUCCUCAUGAGGCGUGGGCUCCUUCAGCAUGUUGCCUCGAACAUUGUGGAGCAUGAGAUCAGUCAAAAGGAGAUCCUGCAGAGCAGCUUUGACCUCCUAGGGGAGCUGAUCAAGUUUAACAUUGAGGCCUUCAAAACCUUCGACACCAUCUUCACGACAGAUGAAAAGUUUGAGAAGUUUAUCAGCACGGUGAAUCGUAAACUGGUGGACUCCAACAUGUUCAUACGCAGUCUCAUUCUCUCACUGGAACACUUCCGCGCGGAGGACGAGGGGCAGAAAGUAGACUACGCCAAGCGGGACAGCAAGCUUUUGAAGUACAUAGGGGACUUCCGCAAUCAGCUGGACUAUCUCUACAGACUCAUCUCCAUAAUAGACGUACAGAAUCUCACACAGGAAAAUGUCAGCUGUCUGAACACAACGCUGGUUUUCCUGAUGUUUGCUAACAGGAAGAAUCAGCUGGGUAGAUAUCUGCAAGCUCUCAAGGAUGAAAAGGAGGGAAUGCUUGAGGUGAACGGCUCCGUGCAGUUCAUGACCAACUUCCGAGACCUGCUGCUCUUCUGGCAGGACCACUACCUCCACAAGGAUAAGGACUGCAGUGCUCUGGAGAAGAGUUCCCGUAUCAGUUUCGACUACUGGAAGCAGACAGUAGCUACACUUGUUUCAAAUGAGUCAACCAAUGAAUGUGCCAUAGCACACUACUUCGAGCGCUUGCCCUGUGAACGAACUUUCUGAAUUAGUACACUUCCUUGUACAACCCAUUGAAAUAAGUGCCAGUUUAAAAGCAUUCUAAAGUGCUUUAAAGAAGCGAACAAAUCUCCAAUGUGAGUCUGAGUAUUACCGGUACAGAAACCUGACUGUGAUGCGCAUGGUUUUGCAAAUUAUUUAGAUACUGUUUUUUCCAUGUGUCACAGGCAAAAAACAUAAAUGUUUUAAAGUCUAUGCAAGGUUUUUGUCAUGAUAUAGUGUGGAGAGGAGAGAUAAGCUCAUUUUUGUAAGGUUUAUGUAAUAAACCGCAAGGGAAAUCAGUGCUAUAGCUUGCCAAUAUUUGCCUGAAACUUUCAUUCGAUGAAUUACAACAUGCAUGUAUCAAUAAGAAAAAUUAAUGGCAUGCACAUAAAUUGUAAAUAAAAAUAUUCAUGUAUAAAGUUGAUUGUUGGGUUAAUUUUGACAAGCUAUGAUAUAUUGUUAUUUUGCCGCUAACUGAUUUGAAAGGCAAAUCUUAUUUGUGAAUUAUAAGUGACCGGGAGGUCACUAGUUCGAUCCCCGCUGUGGGAGCAUUCUUUAGAUCUCCCAUAAAGACACCAAGUACUGGUUCUAGGCCCAGGAAAUGGACUCGAGAGCGUUUCAAUAAGCCUGAGGCUUUCGAUGUAAUCGACCUAAAAUAAUUAGGUUGAAACUAAACUAAUAAAACUAAUUAUUACAAGAUAGCACUUUAUGAUUCUAAAAGGGUGAUAAAUUCCAAUAGGCAUUUGUGAGGCUUACAAGCCAGUUUCUUAUUUAUUGUCAGUAGAUCCCAGGGGGUAUACGUUGGCAAAUAAAGUUCAAGUUUUCUCGGUCAUAAUUUACGUUGGCAAAUAAAGUUCAAGUUUUCUCGGUCAUAAUUAAUACAUGUAUUUUGCAUUUACUUAUUGCACGAGUUGUGAUAUCUGAAACCUGAAAAUGACUUGCCAUGCAAAAUGAAUUGCUAGGCUAUAUUUGAUCAAGUGAUCUAAGCAAAGAAGUUAAAUUUUCUGUAUUCUAUUUUGAUCAAGGACUGUAAAUUGCCAGAUAAGAAUGUUUUGUUUGCGUGAUUCUUUUAUGGCCAAACUAUGAUGUUUGUGUUGGAGAAUUAUAUAGCCAUGAUUUAUGUAGUUGUUACAGUAAUUAGAGCUUGAUUGGUCAUUGUUGGCUCGGGUACUACUUACAUGUACCCUGGGUACUCUUAAGUAUACUUACAUGUACCCCGGGUACUCUUGAGUAUACUUACAUGUACCCCGGGUACGGUGAAUAUACUUAAUUGUACCCGGUCGAUAUUAGACUGUACCCGAGUUGUGUUCCCGCUCAAAAUCCGAUGUCGUAAAACAAGCUACUGAUUAUCUUAAACACACUUCUCUUUAAAAAAAAAACUGCACCAACAUGCUUUUUAUCCCCCCACCAUAGGCGGAGGGAUAUUGUUUUGGCGUUGUCCGUACUUCCGUCCGUCCUUCCCUCUUUCUGUCCUUCCGUCUUUGCGUCCAUCCGUCUUUCCGUCUGUCCGAAGCCAUACCUUGGAAGUGCUUUGGCAGAUUUCAUUUAAACUUGGUAUGAGUAUAUAUAUGGAUAAGGGGAUGAUGCACGCCAAAUGGCAUUGUACGCCAUCUGUUAAUAACGGAGUUAUGGCCCUUUUUAUCAUGAAAAAUUGCUUUUUUUGUGUGUCCAGAGCCAUUUCUUGGAAGUGCUUUGGCCGAUUUCAUUGAAACUUGGUAUGAGUAUAUAUAUAAAUAAGAGGAUGAUGCACGCGAAAUGGCAUUGUACACCAUCUGUUAAUAACAGAAUUAUGGCCCUUUGUAUCUUGAAAAAAUGCUUUUUUGAGUGUCAAAUAUAACUCUUUUGUGUCCAGAAGCAUAUUGGUGGGGGAUAUCAAUUCAACGAAUUUGCUUGUUGAGUAUGAAUUUCGAUAAUAUAGAGGCCAUUUUACAGAAAAUUGACAUAAAUUUGAAUAUAAUUAAUUUUUUAAAUCAUAGCCGACAACGACUGAUUUAGCGCUUCAUUUCCAGGGUACGGUUUAGUCUAUUUACCGUACCCGGGGUACAUGUUAGUAUACUUAAGAGUACCCGGGGUACAUGUAAGUAGUAUCCGAACCGACAAUGACCAAUCGAGCGUAAUUAGAUCCUUGUUUUUAAAAUGAUUUGCCUUUGAUUUCCAUUUGUGUUCUUAUGAAAAAAUCAUUUGUGUUAAUCACAAAUCAAUAGUACAGUAUUUAUUGUUUGCUGAAUUUUGGGGCCAGUUGCUUUAAACUUGAUCAGAAUUUUAUAGUACAGUAUUUAAUUAUUGUUUAUGACAUUUUUGGCCAGGUGCAUAAAACUAAUAGGCUAUUAAGCCAAGGGCUUGUUAUUUGAAGAUUAAAAGAAGAUAUAAAUUGUUCAAACACUCUCAGAUCAUAUUACAAUUUAUGGAUUUACAGUUAAUGGAAAGAAGUAAAAGUUGAAUAAAUUGUUAUUUGUUUUAACUUGUCUAUGUAUUGUCAACCAAAAUGUGACAGCUUUUUGGCUCUGAGGGCUUAAUUUUUCUUUUGCAGAUCUGAGCAACUUGACCCAGAUGUUAUUGUCCCCUACCGGUUUCACCGGAGGGGACUUAUGGUUUGCGCUUUGUGAGUCUGUCUGUGAGUCUGUCUGUCACACUUUUCUGGAUCCUGUGAUAACUUUUAAAGUUCUUAAUAUUUUUUCAUGAAACUUGCAACAUGGAUAGAUGGCAAUAUGGACAUUAUGCAUGUCAUUUCAUUUUGUUCCUACGUCAAAAAUUGUGGUUGCUAUGGCAACCAUAAAAAAAAUCUGACAAUGGUGGAAUUUCUGACAAUGGUGGCACCGGUAGGGGACCAUAUUGCUUGACAAUAGCCUUGUUUUUGUUUAGUUUAAAUAAUGAAUCAUACAGUCCAUGUUGAUUGUGUUAUUUUCAUGUCUAAAAUUCUUUAGAAGAGAAUAAAACCAGUAAUAACUGCUGCAUUAAGACAUAAUAGGUCUUUUUAAAUGAUUUAUUGACAGUGUAAUUUAAAUACACAGUUCAAAAAUUUAAUUGUGGAAUCUACAAAAAAAAACUGUAUCUUAUUCUGUUGUGGUUGUGAGAUAUAAUUACUUUGAUAUUCAUACUGCUUCUUUUGUUAAAAAAAUGUCAAGAUUAUUUUUACACAGGGAGCAAAUAUUGCUGAAAGAAUUCACGAUUUAAAAAGUAGAAGAGAACAGAAUGACUUUAUUAUAGAAGAAAGAGCUGUGGAAGUUUCCCAUUAAAUAUCUUUAGAUUUGUAUUCAGUGUCUAAAUGUGUCGUGUUCUGAGAAAACUGGGCAUAAUGCAUGUGCAUAAAGUGUCGUCCCAGAUUAGCCUGUGCAGUCCGCACAGGCUAAUCAGGGACGUCACUUUCUGCCUACAUGUAAAUUGGAAUUUUGCAAUGAAGAUACUUCAUUUAAACGAAAAAGGUCAUAAAACGGAAAGUGUCGUAACUGAUUAGCCUGUGCGGACUGCACAUGCUAAUCUGGGACAACAUUUUACGCACAUGCAUUGAGCCCAUUUUUCUCAGAACGCGACUCAAAGGCAAUCCUUUGUGCCGUGUAGUAAGAUGUUUGAAACAUCACAAACUACUGCCUCAAGUGUAUUGUGCAUGAUUUUGUUGUGGAAUGAUACCAGUGGUACUUGUACUACUUUAUAUGUGUGUUUGAAAUUAGUGCUCUGGGUAAAGCUAUACAAAUUCAAUGUAAAUAUUCAGAAUUUGCUGAUAUUGUUACUGUGUACAUAGUUUUACCACAUUGCCCACUGUACAGUAAUGGGUAUUUUUUCUUGUGUAAAUAUUAAAUAAAAUUCUACAUAUGCAACAUUUUAUGUACAUAGAUGUAAAAUAUAGAAUGACUUACUUCUGCUGUUUAAUAGUCGGGAAAGCAUCAUCAUUCCUUGAGCCUUAAUGUUCAUUGGAAAGAUGGAAACCAAACAGACAUGUCAGAAUUUCUGAACAAACAUAUAUCAUAUAAACCAUAUUUGGGCUUUAGUACCAUAUUGUGAAUUUUUUUAUAGAAAUAUAUUUUGGAGCAAAUAUUUGUUAUAUGUGUAGUGAGUAAUGAAUUUUGCUUCCAAGAAACAAGUUUUUAUAUAACUUUUUGCUAUACACCUAUAAUGGUAAACAAUAGAACAUUAGUCAGGAUUUGAACUAGUAACCUGAAUAUAAUUUACUUAAACACACAAUAUUUUUACAAAUUUAAUAACACGAGUCCUUCACAGGUUAUGUUAGUAUCCAACCAAAAAAAUGGCCGCACUAACCUAUAAAUAAUAUCACUGUAUCAUUUGAGUCGUGUUCUGAGAAAACUGGGCAUUAUGCAUGUGCGUAAAGUGUCAUCCCAGAUUAGCCUGUGCAGUCUGCACAGGCGAAUCAGGGACAACUCUUUCAGCCUAACUUGGAUUUUUGCUAAGAGGAGACUUAAUUUAAACGAAAAAUGUCAUUAAAGCGGAAAGUGUUGUCCCUGAUUAGCCUGUGCGGACUGCACAGGCUCAUAUGGGACAACACUCCACGCACAUGCAUUAAGACCAGUUCUCUCAGAACUCAUUUUACUGGUUAGCUAACAAACCAGUCUAGCUAAUGUCUGGGUGGAUUAAUACCCAGGAAAUCAUAAUUGUUGGCGAUUUUUCAUUUUAUUUCAUAUGUAUGUAAACCGUGUACAGUAAAAAAAAACGUGCAGCAUAAUGCAGUCGUUUUUGUGUGCUAUUCACUCAAAUACUGUAAAUAGUUUCCUCUUUUGUUUUCCCGGUAUGACCAUAUUGUGUACGUGUAUUAGAAUCAUGUUUUCAUUCGUUUGUUUGUACAGCAAUUAUUUAUAUGCGUGCUUGAAGCUUGUUGCUGUUGCUACCCCACACAAAUGAAGUGUUCUAUCUAUAAAUAUAUAUACUACUGGUAUUAUUGAAAAUGUAAAUACAUCAGAUUUUAAAUAAA